GGAGAACUGCAAGAAGGGAGAGCCGGUGCCUCGAAAGCAGGAGGGAUUGAAAGGAAACAAGGCGGGGCGCGUCGAGAACCCCACCAAUCGUCGUGGUUAAGGCUGGGAGCCUUUCUUUCCUCGCCUUCCCGGAGUUGGAAAUCAAGGACGGCCACGGGAAUCGCGGGGCGGGGGUGUCACGGACUUGGCAAGAAUCGCUUGCAAUGAAGGUUAACAGUGGCGGUGCUUUGCUCUCAUGGUACAUGGUUCAAUAAUAAUAAUAAUUACUACUACUGAUAAGUGUAAUAAGGAAUCCUGUUGCUUUAUCUAAAGGAUCCAUUCCUUACAGGAAUCCUGUAUUGCUCGGUGCACGGUCGCAGGUAGUUAAGUGGAGUUACCGCUAAGUGGAGUUACCUUGGAGAAAGUCUUUCCGCCCAUCAGCGUUUACUGACGACUUUUGUCUGCCCGAAUCUUUUUUUCUUCAACGUUCAGCGUUCAGCGACUUACUCCCCUCCCCCGAGUUCUUUAAAGCGUUGAACGGAUCUCGGUCCCUCCCCACCCACCCACGCACUCUCACGCUUGUAUUCCGAUGCGGGUCGCGGUCGGAGCAAGGUCCCGUUGUUGUUGCUGCUGCUGCUGCCGUGCGUGGCUGAAACAUGGUCAAGAGGCCGGGGAAAAGAGCCCGAGCCCAGGAGGUGGAAGAGACGCUCUGUUGCUGCGAGUAUCUCAAUCGGAAGGGCCAAAGGAGCCACCUAGCGGCCUGUCUCUGCGAUUGCGAGGACCUCGACGAGUGCUGUGAAAGAUGGAUGACUUGCAAGACUUUACCUCCCGGAAUAUUGGAGAGAAUCACAGAAACCUUCACGGAUCGUUUCCGUUUUCCAUGGAUUCGAGGGGCUGUAAAGAUCGAUAUCAGCCUCCUUCCGCCAAUCAUCUUGCUUCCUUUUUUCCUUCACAUAGCAGCCUUGCACUUCCUUUUGGCCCUCAUUAUCCUGAUAUCGCUUCCUAUACUAGUACUAUGGUAUUACUACCUCACACAUAGGAAGAAAGGUCAGACUCUCUUUUUCUUAAGCCUGGGCCUAUUCUCCCUAGGUUAUAUGUACUAUGUAUUUCUCCAGGAAGUGGUUCCCAGGGGCCAUGUGGAAUACAGUCAGGUGGCUCUUCUUACUUGUGGGUUAAUUCUGAUGCUUGUAGCCCUACAUCGAGCCAAGAAAGAUCCUGGCUACCUUUUCAGCCAAAUGAACAGCGACAAAACACUUCGCCAAGACAGUUGCAGUAAUAACAUGUUCAAUAAGAAUGGCCUGGGAAACUCCAAUGGGCUUUGCAGAGUACCUGUCUUAGGUGUUGCUGUACACACUAACACUGAGAGCUACUCCGGAACAUUGGAAGCAGAGAAGAGUCAGGGCACAAAAGACUGGUGCACCAUAUGCCAGUUGGUUAGACCAGCUCGAGCUGGACAUUGCCGAAUAUGUGGCAGGUGUGUGAAGAGACUGGAUCAUCACUGUGUCUGGAUUAACAACUGUGUUGGAGAACAGAACCAUCAAGCUUUUGUCCUUGCCCUCUUCCUUUUUCUAGUCACUUCAAUGUAUGGAAUUUCUUUGACUUUGGAUACCAUUUGUAGGGGAAAAAACACUCUCAGUGCUCUGUUCUACUGUCCUGGUGUCUAUGGCGAAUACAGUUCAGCCCUGACAUUCACCUGUGUAUGGUAUUGCGCCAUUGUAACUUCUGGUAUGAGCUACAUCCUUUUUCUUCAGCUCUUGAAUAUCAGCUAUAACAUGACUGAGAGAGAAGCUCGCAUUGCAUUACGGGAGAAUACUGGAAGGAGGAUGUUAUGGGGCAUGAUGGUUGACACGGGCCAAUAUAAUCAAGGUUUUCUGUACAAUUGGAUCCAGUUUUUCACCUUGCGCUCAUCUGAUCUGCAGCAGUCUGCCGAAGAUGUCGUAUGAAGGAGUUUUUAAUUUAUUAACUUAACUUAACUUAUCAUGUAUCUAAAGGCAUUCUGGGCAAAUAGCUCUCAUUCUCUUGCAAAUGAAGACUGGAGCACAAAGAUCCUUUUAAGCCAUACAGCAAACUGCAAUACCACUUUCUCAAAAACAUGCACAUACCAAAUGUUUUGUAGGAAGACCUUGGUAUGAUUGAGAUGGUUUAUAUUCUUCACGCCAUACCUAUUAGUGUCAGGUGAGGAAACGGAAAUAUAAAAACAACCAUCACAAGUGAAAGAAGCAAUGACUUCCCUGUUGAGGUUAAUGUGACCUUGAGGUUUUAGCAUUUCCUUGAAGGCAGCUCAUACUUUUUGUUCUCGGCUCAUUCUGUGGCAUAUAUGGAUAUAUCAAUCAGGUGGUCAGAGUAUUAUGCUGGGAAGUUAUAGACUCUUUCUUUAUAUGUAGAAUAGCCCCCCAGGUACACCUCCCAGGAAAGAUUCAAGAAAUUUGACUCUAAAGAGGAGCAUUUAUUGUGAAGGCAAGGGUAUUCAACUCAGAAGAGUUUCAUACCACAAUCUGCUAUGUCAGUUAUGAAUUAGAUACAGUAUAAUAGUGUUGGAAGGGGCCUUGUAGGUCAUCUAAUCCAACCCCCCAGCCCACCCAAGCUGGAGACCUACACUAUUUCUGAAAGAUGGCAGUCCAGUCUCUUCUUGAAAGCUUCCAGUGAUGAAGCUCCCACAACGUCUGAAGGCAAGCCUGUUCCAUUGGUUGAAUCUCUUUGAUCCUGGGUUUUUUGUUUUGGUGGAGAAGCAGGUUGGUUAUAGGAGUGAUCCUGAUUUGCAAUUUUCUGGUUCUGAUUUUUCUAUGUGGAAUUCCUGUCGUCUUUGUACACCCCAAAUUUAACAGGCUGCAUUCUUAAUUUUAUGCAUUUCUCUGACGCAAAGGUAGUUAUUAACUGGAUAGUGGAGAAGGUUCUCAGUGUCGCUUAAUCAUGAUAUAUUGUAGCCAAAACACUUAAUUUUUUAAAAACUUUGCUAUAAACCGUGAAUUUUGUUAAUAGAUAUAAGGAAUUAAAAAGGGAACUUCCCUCAUUUUUGUGUUUUUACCAAAAAAAGGAAGAGCUCUCCAAUAUUGUACUCAUUAAUAUCUUCGCGUUAGACGAGCAGAGAUAUAUAAGUGCCUAUAGGAUGGGCUUUUUUUAAAGCUGUGAUUUGCAUAGCUGAUUUAAUAUUUUUUUCGUUACCUGCUUAACUUUGAGAAUAUGAUUGAUUUUAAUUAAUAUAUUUAUCCCUUGCCUUAAAAUGGCUCAUAAUGAACAACGUAAGAUCAGAAUUGCAAAAGCUAUUUCUGCAUGAAUGUAAGUGGUUUAUACAUUUAUAUGAACUGCCCAGAGUUACUGAGAGUCAGAUAGCGUAUAUAUUUUUUUUCCUUCAUUCGUGUCUGAUUCUCGAAGACUGCCUGGACAAGUCCCUGCAAUUUCCUUGAGAAGGCUUUUUUCAGGGGCCAUUGCCUCCUUCUCAGAGCUGAGAUAGUGACUAACCCAGGUCACCCAGCAGGCUUUGUGCCCAAGACAAGAAUAAAAGUCACACUAGAGCCUCCUGUAUCUAGCCUGAUGUUUUAACACCAAACUCUGAGUUCUCAUAUAUUUAAUUAAUAAAUGAAGUAGCUAGUAAAAGCCCUUAAAACAUCCAAAUUCAAAAAUAAUGUAAAAUCAACUACUUUUGAUUGAAAAUGAAUAUUGCAAAUUGCGCACGAUUAAAAUCGCAGCUGAUUAUGGAUCAUCAGCCUAAGCGUAAUCUUGUUUGAGGGCCUUAUAAAAAAAAUCCAUCAAACUGAAUUUUAUACAUUUUAAAUCAUACAAGUAUGAUUUGUAGGACUACAAUGCAAUCAAAUUGUAAAAAAGGUCCAAUUAUACCAAGAAAAAACAGUUUGGAGAACUAGGGAAUGUAGAAAAUGUAGCUCCAGUUCUUUUUCUCUGUUAUAAAGAUGAACAUAUGGUAGAUUAUUUUUUGCAGUUGUUGGCAUUUGCUAAA
Thamnophis elegans (Western terrestrial garter snake) is the source of this 3931-nucleotide messenger RNA. It is a transcript of the gene ZDHHC23, whose product is annotated as zinc finger DHHC-type palmitoyltransferase 23. Gene Ontology annotation, molecular function: protein-cysteine S-palmitoyltransferase activity. Lineage: Eukaryota; Metazoa; Chordata; Lepidosauria; Squamata; Natricidae. The record is from RefSeq and is a predicted model, not a curated record. The transcript has 4 exons. Gene Ontology annotation, biological process: protein targeting to membrane; peptidyl-L-cysteine S-palmitoylation. The coding region runs from base 636 to 1922 and encodes 428 amino acids. Gene Ontology annotation, cellular component: Golgi apparatus; endoplasmic reticulum.